Molecule: messenger RNA, 4963 nt
Organism: Peromyscus leucopus (white-footed mouse)
Lineage: Eukaryota; Metazoa; Chordata; Mammalia; Rodentia; Cricetidae
Gene: Sobp
Product: sine oculis binding protein homolog
Exons: 7
Coding region: 508-3102 (864 amino acids)
Biological process (GO): animal organ development
Cellular component (GO): nucleus
Source: RefSeq, a predicted model, not a curated record
CGCCGGGGCUGGCGCGCUCUCCCGGGCGCACACACAUAUCCACGCACGCACGCCCAGAGCAGCUGUCUCCGCCGUGGCCGGCGCUCCUCUCGCCCAUGCGGACGGACAGAGCUCAGGAAGAUGGCUGACGACUCCGUGGGGCCCCGAGGAUGCAGCCCGGCGGCGGCGGCGGGAGCGGGAGCGGCGGAGGCGGCACCGGCAGCGGCGGCAGCAGCAGGAGCGGCGGCGGCGGCGGCAGGAGCGGCGGCGGCGGCAUCCCCGAGACUCCCCGGGCUACCCUUCCCCGUGACGGCCACUGACGGUCUCCGCCGCUAGAAGAGACCCCGCUCCUCCCUCGCCUGCCUCCCCCCUCCCAGCCCCGGACCCGCCAGGACCGCUACCUCCGCCAGUGUUGCCACCAUCAGCACCACCUCCACCUCCGCCACCGCCACCGCCACCACCGCCGCCACCACCACCGCCGGCGGCGGCAGCAGCCAUUUCAUCUCCACAGAAACCAGACACAAAAACAUGGCAGAAAUGGAGAAAGAAGGGAGACCUCCGGAAAAUAAACGGAGCCGGAAACCGGCUCACCCCGUGAAGAGGGAGAUCAACGAGGAGAUGAAGAACUUUGCAGAGAACACCAUGAAUGAACUUCUUGGCUGGUAUGGCUAUGAUAAAGUUGAAUUAAAAGACGGUGAAGACAUCGAGUUCAGGAGUUACCCUACUGAUGGGGAGAGCCGGCAGCACAUUUCUGUUCUCAAAGAAAAUUCUUUGCCAAAACCAAAAUUACCAGAGGACAGUGUUAUUUCAUCAUACAAUAUAAGCGCAGGCUAUUCAGGCCUUGCCACUGGGAAUGGACUCAGUGACUCACCUGCAGGGUCAAAGGACCAUGGCAAUGUGCCCAUUAUUGUACCUUUAAUUCCACCACCUUUCAUAAAGCCGCCAGCAGAAGAUGAUGUGUCAAAUGUACAAAUAAUGUGUGCCUGGUGCCAGAAAGUGGGAAUCAAGCGCUAUUCCCUGAGUAUGGGAAGCGAGGUGAAAAGCUUCUGCAGCGAGAAGUGCUUUGCGGCCUGCCGGAGAGCCUACUUCAAAAGAAACAAGGCUAGAGAUGAAGAUGGACGUGCUGAAACUUUCCCCCAGCAGCACUUUGCUAAGGAAACUCCAAGGCUUGCCUUCAAGAAUAACUGCGAACUACUUGUGUGUGACUGGUGUAAACACAUAAGGCAUACAAAAGAAUACCUGGAUUUUGGGGACGGGGAAAGAAGGCUUCAGUUCUGCAGUGCAAAAUGUCUCAAUCAAUACAAAAUGGACAUUUUCUACAAAGAGACACAGGCCAAUCUUCCAGCUGGGCUGUGCAGCACAUUACACCCUCACAUGGAGAGUAAAGCCGAAGGCACCGGGGUGCAGCUGCUCACUCCAGACUCUUGGAAUAUCCCGCUAACAGAUGCUCGGAGGAAGGCUCCCUCCCCGGUGGCUGCAGCUGGCCAAAGCCAGGGCCCUGGCCCAUCCUCGUCCACCACCGUCUCUCCAUCUGACACUGCCAACUGCUCUGUCACUAAAAUCCCCACGCCAGUGCCCAAGUCCCUCCCCAUCAGCGAGACUCCAAGCAUCCCUCCUGUCUCGGUCCAGCCACCUGCCAACAUUGGACCUCCGCUGGGCGUCCCGCCCCGCAGCCCUCCCAUGGUGAUGACCAACCGCGGCCCGGUGCCGCUGCCCAUCUUCAUGGAGCAGCAGAUCAUACAGCAGAUCCGCCCGCCCUUCAUCCGCGGGCCCCCUCACCAUGCCUCCAACCCCAACAGCCCCCUGUCCAACCCUAUGCUCCCGGGCAUUGGGCCUCCGCCGGGUGGCCCCAGGAACCUGGGCCCCACUUCCAGCCCCAUGCACCGGCCCAUGCUAUCACCCCACAUCCACCCCCCAAGCACCCCUACCAUGCCUGGGAACCCCCCGGGACUGCUGCCCCCGCCGCCCCCCGGCGCGCCCUUGCCCAGCCUUCCUUUCCCUCCGGUAAGCAUGAUGCCAAACGGCCCGAUGCCGGUGCCCCAGAUGAUGAACUUCGGGCUGCCGUCGCUUGCCCCGCUGGUGCCGCCCCCCACGCUGCUCGUGCCGUACCCAGUGAUCGUGCCCCUGCCGGUGCCCAUCCCUAUCCCUAUCCCCAUUCCCCACGUCAACGAUUCCAAGCCCCCCAACGGAUUCUCCAGCAACGGGGAGAGCUUCGUUCCGAGCGCCCCGGGCGACUCGGCGGCGGCAGGAGGCAAGUCGGGCGGACGCUCCCUCUCUCCGCGGGACUCCAAGCAGGGCUCGUCCAAGUCGGCCGACUCGCCGCCGGGAAGCUCCGGCCAGGCUCUGAGCCUGGCGCCCGCGGAGCGCGGCCGUGGGGAGGUGGUGGACCUGACCCGGCGCGCCGGCAGCCCCGUGGGCGCGGGAGGCCAGCCCGGCUUCGCGGGCGUGCUGCACGGCCCGCAGGACGGCGUCAUCGACCUGACAGUGGGCCACCGCGCCCGGCUGCACAACGUGAUCCACCGCGCGCUGCACGCGCACGUCAAGGCGGAGCGAGAGCCGGGCGCCGCGGAGCGCAGGACCUGCGGCGGCUGCAGGGACGGCCACUGCAGCCCGCCCGCCGCCGGCGACCCGGGCCCGGGCGCCCCCGCGGGUCCCGAGGCUGCCGCCGCCUGCAACGUCAUCGUGAACGGCACCCGCGGCGCCCCAGCCGAGGCCAAGGGCGCAGAGCCGCCGCCCGAGCAGCCACCGCCCCCCGCGCCCCCCAAAAAGCUGCUGUCGCCCGAGGAGCCCGCGGUGAACGAGCUGGAGUCUGUCAAGGAGAACAACUGCUCUUCCAGCUGCCACCUGGACGGGGAGGCGACCAAAAAGCUGAUGGGGGAGGAGGCCCUGGCGGGGGGCGACAAGUCGGACCCGAACCUCAAUAACCCGGCGGACGAGGACCACGCCUAUGCUCUGCGGAUGCUGCCCAAGACCGGCUGCGUGAUCCAGCCUGUGCCAAAACCCACGGAGAAGGCUGCCAUGGCGCCGUGCGUCAUCUCCUCGCCCAUGCUCAGCGCAGGCCCCGAGGACCUGGAGCCGCCGCUCAAAAGGAGGUGCCUCCGAAUUAGAAACCAGAAUAAGUAAAAGGAACACUCGCUCCCAGGGUACCUUGCAUGGUGAGAGGGCGUGGAAUAAAUCAUGUCAUGCCAUCCAAUGACACCAGCUGGUCAGCUCACCACCCCCCUCUGGCUAAAAUUCAAGCAAAUAACACAGCUUCCUGUCAUUAAACAUCUUGGAGGAAGCAGCCCUCCCUGGUGGCCUCCAGGCCGGAGAAGCCAGCUUCGUCUUGGACCCACCAAGCUUGGGCCCAGCAUUCUCGCUCCCCCCAUCUCUGCUUCUCCCCAGAGGAACUUAGGGAUUUCGCUGGUUGGAAACAAACACUACCAACACGCCACAAGGACCAAUGUAGGUAUUCUCACCCCAUCUUCAAGGCUCUACGGCUGAGGCCGGAAGAUGUUAGGGACUGGAAAACAAGAAUCUUUUUUUAAAAUCUUUUUAAGAACUGCUGUGGUUUGCUGCUACGAUAAGAAUUGUGAUUUGCUUUUAUGGUUUAGGAAGAGAACUGUUCACGUUUUGGUGAGGAGAGGGAUGGUGCUGGAGUCCAAAGCUUCAGAUUCGUCUCUGCCCCAGCCCACGAUGCACUUUUAAAUGAAGAGGUAGAAUAUUUUAUUGGCUAAUAAACUUUUCAUGUUAUUUUUUACAAAGGCCACCUUUAUCCCUUUUGAUGCCAUAUUUUCAGUGUUACACUUUUAUGGCUUUUAAUUUUCGAUCCGCCAGAUGUGAGAAGCAGCAUGGAUAGUUUAUACUGUGGUUUUACAGAGACCGAAUGCCAGGAGAACUCGGUAAAUGUUUAUUCUUCUCAGCUUUCUCUUGAAAUGCCCCUAAAUAGCGCCCCAUUUGGGAACAGAGCAAGAGUGUUGAACUGAAGACCGAAAUGCCCUCAAGGUGUAAUAUAAUCUGAGGGGGGGAUAUUUGCUGGGCGUCAGGAAAGACUCGGAUGAAAUUUCAACCCUGAUGGUUUUCGGAGAUCCAGGAAGUCAGUGAGACAAUCUCUCUAUACGCAGAGUCCUUUCAUGAUAAUUGGAAUGGUAUGGACGAACCAAUGAAAACAAGAGGAAAAGUGAGAAAGAUCGCCCGGGAUUCUGUUUCACUGUUUGCUUUCUCCUGUCGUGCUGAAGAGAAAUGUGCAAUUCGAUCCUCGGUCAGUGGGUGGAGGGUAACAGGGUAGAUUUACUUGUGUGCACUUGUACAGUUGUAGCUGGGAGUCCAGAAGUCCUCUAGAACACGUGUACUGGCACUGAGUCCGUGAGACAGUCGUGGAGUGCCCCAGUCUGAUGAGUAUAGAAAAAAAAGAAAAGAAAAGAAAAAAAAUUCAAAAAAAGAGAAGAAAACCUUAAAAAAAAAAAAUCAAAUCAAAUCACCUUGUGAUUCAGUGUAUCUGUUUACUAACUCAAAUAAAAGCAAUUGUUCCCUCGGGAGGGGGUCCGGGUGCCCCACCCCUCCAGGCCCCGGAGCCUCAGCGGGAGGGUGGCAGUCACGGCUGGGGGGCCAGGCAGGACUGGUGUCCCCGUGCUUUGCGGCACUGGGGCCGUGGAUGUGUGUACAUACUGUAUUUCUAUAUACUCUUUGUACAGUCGAGGCAAGCUACUGUCUUACAGGUGCUCCUUAUUUAUUAGAGCCGCGAGAGCUUGGGGGACCCACCUGGCGAGCAAGCUCGCUUUUUAAACAUGAAGUGGGGGGGGGGAGGCGGGAGGGAGGGGAUGCUCACAAGCCCAGGGAGAGAUUUAUAAAAAGGGAAUGAAAAAAACAACUUCCAACAACAAGUUAAACCAGCCAAGAACCCAACACCAAACCCACCUGUGAGGAGGCUGCAGCCCCUCUGGGUUCUCCUCUUCCUGCGGUGUCAGAUUCGUCAGACAAAAUAAACCUCUGAGAAACAACAACA